AUGCCUAAGGAUGUAUCCCUCGAUAAUACCAUUGAAUUCUUAAAAGGUAGAGUAUACCUUGGAGCUUAUGAUUAUACACCAGAAAAUACUGACGAGAUCGUAUUUUUCACCAUAGAAGAUACCCUAUACUAUAACAGUUUCCAUCUAGAUUUUGGUCCCAUGAAUAUAGGUCAUUUAUAUCGAUUUGCCGUUAUACUCCAUGAAAUCCUUAAUGAUCCAAUAAACUCUAAAAAAUCAGUAGUUUUCUACUCUUCUACGUUCACUAGAGAACGUGCUAAUUCUGCAUGCCUUUUAUGCUGUUACAUGAUUCUAGUUCAAGGAUGGACACCACAUCAAGUCUUACAACCAUUAGCUCAAGUGGAUCCUCCCUUUAUGCCAUUUAGAGAUGCAGGUUAUUCUAAUGCUGAUUUCGAAAUUACUAUACAAGAUAUUGUUUACGGUGUAUGGAGAGCUAAAGAGAAAGGAUUGAUUGAUUUGAAGAAUUUUAAUCUUGAAGAUUAUGAACGUUAUGAACAUGUGGAAGAAGGUGACUUCAAUGUAUUGACCCCGGAUUUCAUUGCAUUUGCUUCACCACAAGAGGAAAAUUAUAAAUUGAAUAGAAAUCCUAUCGUUGUAAAUUUAAAUCGACCCUUCAAAAGUGUCUUGAAUUUCUUUAAAGAUAAUAACGUUCAAUUGGUAGUAAGGUUAAAUUCUCACCUUUAUAAUAAACGUCAUUUUGAAACAAUAGGAAUUCAACAUUUAGAUAUGAUUUUCGAAGAUGGUACUUGUCCAGAUCUUUCCAUUGUUCAAAAUUUUGUAGGUGCCGCUGAAACAAUAAUUAAGAAAGGUGGGAAAAUUGCUGUUCAUUGUAAAGCGGGUCUUGGAAGAACAGGAUGUCUUAUUGGAGCUCAUCUUAUUUAUACAUAUGGGUUUACUGCCAAUGAAUGUAUUGGAUUUUUAAGGUUUAUAAGACCAGGGAUGGUUGUUGGUCCGCAACAACAUUGGUUGUAUCUCAAUCAAAACAAUUUUAGAGAUUGGAAACAUACCAUGAGAAUAUCAUUGGAACCUAGUGAAAUUAUUGGCGGACUUUACCCUUUGAUACCGUUAGAUGAAUAUAGGCAACAGAAGAGGGCUAUGAAAGAAUCCGCUCUAUAUAACGAUGAUAAUAAUGUAAAUGAUGAAUUCGGAGAUUCAUUAACUAUGACGCCGCCAAGGAAAAUUCGUAAUAAUAAUGCACUAAACGAUAGAAGACUUGAUAACAGAUACCAAACGGUUGGUUUACCUCAAAAUUCUCCGGGCCAACCAAGAAAAGGUCAAAAUGGUACAUAUACAAUUGAAAACAUCGAUAAAAAAAAUGGAACUAAAAAGUCUCCUGUUGAAGACGGAGAUGGAGAUAUUAUAAUGAAGAGUAAUAACGAUAGUAAGGUAUCUAGCUCGUCCAUUGGUCAUGAUGACGAUGCAGACAGAGAUACAUUAUUGAGACAGCUACUGCCGAAAAACAAACGUGCUGUUUCUGGUAAAAGAAUCACUAGUGCUUCAGGGAUUAGGAAAACUAGAUGA
Naumovozyma dairenensis CBS 421 is the source of this 1539-nucleotide messenger RNA. It is a transcript of the gene CDC14, whose product is annotated as phosphoprotein phosphatase CDC14. Gene Ontology annotation, biological process: microtubule cytoskeleton organization; positive regulation of cytokinesis; regulation of exit from mitosis. The transcript has a single exon. Bases 1 to 1539 code for a protein of 512 amino acids. The record is from RefSeq and is a predicted model, not a curated record. Gene Ontology annotation, molecular function: protein serine/threonine phosphatase activity; protein tyrosine/serine/threonine phosphatase activity. Gene Ontology annotation, cellular component: mitotic spindle; mitotic spindle pole body; nucleolus. NCBI's taxonomy places the organism in Eukaryota, Fungi, Ascomycota, Saccharomycetes, Saccharomycetales, Saccharomycetaceae.